Molecule: messenger RNA, 1385 nt
Organism: Labrus bergylta (ballan wrasse)
Lineage: Eukaryota; Metazoa; Chordata; Actinopteri; Labriformes; Labridae
Product: serine protease inhibitor A3K
Biological process (GO): negative regulation of endopeptidase activity
Molecular function (GO): serine-type endopeptidase inhibitor activity
Source: RefSeq, a predicted model, not a curated record
CUCACAGUAUAUAAAGGGAAUCUGUCUCCCUCUGCCUCUGCUUCACUACCUGCAUGUGAUGAGCGACUGAAGGCUGCAACUGGAAUACCACAAUGAUGCGUGCAGCCCUGGUUAUCUGGAUCCUAUCAGCAGUGAGCUGUGUGGGAAGAGGCCAUCACCACGAAGGUCAUGAAGCCACAGUGCAGGACACUGCACUUGAAAACAACGUCUCACUGGUGAUUUCAGAAAACAAAGACUUUGCCUUCCGUCUGUACAAGCAGUUAGCGGCUCUUCCUGAUAAUGAAGGCAAGAAUAUCUUCUUCUCCCCAGCUAGUGUGUCUCUUGCCUUGGCUGCCUUGUCCGUAGGAGCCAAGGGGCGGACCCAUGAGCAGCUUUUCAAGGGUCUGGGUUACAACAACUCCCUCCUGACGCAGGCAGAUGUAAAUCAGGCUUUUAAGAUUCUCCUUGAUAAGGCAAACAACACACUAAGUGAAGACGUCAGUGAAGGGACCGCUGUAUUCAUGGACGGCCGCUUCAAGCCUGAACCCGAGUUCCUGGAGACCUUGAGGCAGUCCUACUUUGCAGAUGGGUUUACUGUUGACUUCACCAAAACCAAAGACAGUGCUGACACCAUCAACAAGUAUGUCGAGGACAAGACCAACGGAAAGAUUGACAAGCUGGUUGAAGACAUGGAUCCCAACACAGUCAUGUACCUCAUCAGCUAUAUUUACUACAAAGGAAAGUGGGCGAUGCCGUUCAAACCUCAUCGUACCAGAGAGGAAGAGUUCACAGUGGAUGAGAAUACAAAGGUUCCAGUCCAGAUGAUGAAUAUGGAGAAGCUUCUGGAUACCUACUAUGACCAGGCAAUCAACACAUCAGUGCUCCACCUUCCCUUCAACAACUCAUACUCCAUGCUGCUGAUGUUGCCUGAUGAUAUGGCAACACUAGAGAACGCCAUUUGCCCAGGCCAUGUCACUAAAUGGCUCAAAUGGAUGCGGGACAGGAUGUACGACAUCUAUAUUCCAAAGUUCUCCAUCAAGUCCUCCUACUCACUGAAAGAUGUGUUGAGUGAAAUGGGAAUGAGUGACAUGUUUGGAGAUCUUGCAGAUCUGAGUGGCAUCUCAGAGGGACAAAAACUGGCAGUCUCAGAGGUUGUGCACCAAGCCACCCUGGAUGUUGAUGAGGCAGGAGCCACAGCUGCAGCAGCCACAGGCGUCGGCAUCACACUUAUGUCCUUCCGCCAUGUCCCUGUCUUGAGGUUUAAUCGACCGUUUAUGGUGGUCAUCAUUGAACGCAGUACAGAAAACAUCCUUUUCAUGGGAAAGAUUAAUAACCCAAACAUCUGAUGGAAUAAAAACCUUAUUGUAGAUGCUGCAACAUAAAAAAUAAACCACUCAGAGAAGCUU